CUACACUUUACGGCAUUUUGUCGUCACUUCCGUUAACCAAAAGCUAGCGCUUUGUUUAUCUCUGCGUAUGGUACCAAUUAACUGUAGCUACGUUUAUUAAAAACCAUAAUGGAAACAACCACGGUCUGUGAGCAGACAGCGGGCCUAAAGUCGGCCUGUUGAAGCUAGUAAGCGACCCAUCACCGGGCGGUUCUUCGACUUUUCUUGGUCUAGUUUUAGCCUUCUUUGGGACUUGCUGUGGUUACGAUAAUGUUGAGCGGAGUCCCUCUGCGCACUCAGAUCGCCUCCGUGAUUGAUGCCUUGGCUAAAACAGCCGUGGCAGAAAUCUCCAAAGUGGUGGAGGAGAGUAUGGUGGUGCUGCGGCUGGAAAUGUGUCAGCGCGAAAAUGAGAUCAAGAGGCUGAAGAGCAGCGUCGAAGUCCUGCAUGGGGAGCUGAGAGCUACACGGCAGGCGGUGACCCUGCGACCCAGAGAUGAAGGUCAGAGUGGGCGUAGAGACCAGAGGAACCCCGUGCUUUCUGGUGAGAACUACAGGACCAUGUCUGAAUCCAAGGUGGAGGUGAAAUGUGAACCUGUGGAGGAGGGAAGCCAGGAGCUCAGGAGACAAACCAACAAGUCAGGAGAGGAGUAUCCGUACGAGGGCGGGCAGUGGAAUUCAACAAUGCAAAAGGAAAUGGGAUGCAGCAGGCCGGAUUUUUUAACUUUAGGGCCGAGCUCCCUGUCUUGUCUCGCUGAGUCCUCUUUGGAGAGCAGGUUGAAUUUGUCCUGCAGCAGCUCUGCAGGUUUUCAGCAGAACCUGUUCAGCCGUGGCCUGCCGGGUUACAGUCAGUACCGAAACACGAUGCGGAGGAGGACGGUGAAGAGGUUGAUGUUUAAGAAACGCUUCAUCUGUCCGUACUGUGGCAAAAGCUUUGAACGCUCCGGUCACCUGGAAAGACACAAGAGGAUUCAUACCGGCGAGAAACCAUACCGCUGUGAGAUUUGUGGACGCCGCUUUAAUCAGAAAUGCAGCCUGAAGGAGCACAUGAAGAUUCACCGGAGAUGUCUUCAGUUACCACCAGAAGAGAUGCAGGUUGGCCAACAGGUCCCCCCAAUUCCAGAGGUGAAUCCAAUAAUUGACCAACAUCAGUCUGAUAAAAUACGUCCCUCAAAAGAGGAUGAGAACCAAAUACCGAUCGAGGCGACUCGGCCGUCGCCUGUACAGGUAAAAUCUGAACCUGUUGAGGAAAACGUAACGCAGCCGGAGUUUACCGGUGGGAACGAUCAAACAGCAAACAGAGCUGACAAUGUGAGUGAUAACAUCACAGCUCUGGAGAGUACCAGCCAGCUGUGGACCCCCAGAUUACAAAACGAUCCAGAACCAAGCAGUUCAGAAUUCCUUAGCAGCUCAUCACCGAACAUGUCUUCCUACCCUGCCAUAGCUCAGCUACUCCAACCACCAGUAGAAGCUUCCUGUAGCAGCAGCUUCUUCCAAGGAAAACCAUACGGGGAACUGAAAAACCAAAAGAUCUCCCAAACACCUCGUGGAUCACCCAGUCUAAUGGGAUCCAGUAAUCCUGGCCCAGAGGUCCAGAUGGAUCACCUCCAGAGGAGGGUUUUGAACCCAAAGAAAUGCUUCUUGUGCUCAUACUGUGGAAAGAUCUUCGAGCGAGCUGGACACCUGGAAAGACACCUUCGAAUUCACACCGGGGAGAAACCGUACGGCUGCCACAUCUGUGGGAGGUGUUUCAACCAGAAGAGCAGCCUCAAAAGUCACAUGAAGACUCACAGGAAUGGGGAAACUACAUACACGCUGGAGCCUCAUCACUUGAUGUUCACAGUGCCUGAUAAUAAGCUCCUGGAGAACUUUAUGGAUCCCAGUAGCGGACCAACAGCUGCUGGGGAACAGUUGCCUGGCCCUGCAUAUUCUGACAGCUUUCGAGAGGAAACGAUAAUGGUAAAACUGGAGCCCAGGGGGGAGAAUUAUUUCUCUCUAAGUCAGAUAGGGGCUGAUGACAACAUGGCAGAAGCAAGCAGAAGUCAGCUGUGGACGUCUACGUUAGAGAAAAAUAUUGAAACCUCAGAUCAAACUGUCUUAUUUUUACAAGACGAAAAGUAUCACCUCGGUUCACCUUCUGGAGGAGUCGGCAAGCCGCAGGAAUACGACUCGCCAGCUAAAGAUCUGACCUUUAUAAACAACAAAGAGAAAGAUCAAUUUGCAGCCAUGGCUCCUCAGCCGGGAAGCUCCGAUUUAACUGAUGCUCGUGAGCUACACGAUGGCCACGAAGUAUCUGUAAGUGUUUACUCCUCGGUGAGAGACGGGAUCCACCAGGAUGAUGUGUUUGAAUUUAACAUGGCAGCUUCAGGCAGCUACGAGGACAGCUGCAGAGCGGAUGCCACAGGACAGAGUUCUUACAUAUGCUCCAACUGUGGACAAAGCUUUGAUAGCUUCAGCAAGUUUCAGGAGCAUCACUGUGAACAAACCUCAGAGCAGGCUCUGGGCUGUAAGAUAUGCGGGAAGACUUUUAACCAGAUGAGCAUCCUGAAACUGCACCUUAAACUACAUGUAAAAUGAAAUAUUAGAGUUUUCAUGAGACAAUGGCACUUAUGGGAAAUACCCACCUGAUGGUACUUUGCUAUUCUGCCCUCAGCCAGUGUUCAACUUGGCCAAAAUAUCGUCAAUUGGAGGCACUAAUUGAUAUGGAGAUGAACCUGUUGAUGCUACGGGAUUCCAUCAGAAGAAAACUACAGGAAAAAAUGAUUCUGGAUUUGUGCCCUUAGACGUGCUUCCUUACAAGUGCUAUCAUUUAACAUACAGCUUCUGCAUCAGUCACUGUCAUUUUCCUCUGACUGUUGGAAAAAAUGCAUACGACUGUUUAAUCAUGAAAUCUGAAUAAUCUAAAACCUUGGAAGUUUGAUGGUAAUAAACAAAAGUGUGAUUUUCUCUUGGUUUCUUUGUGAUGACUAUGAAAGCAAACUGUUGUCUGUUUUGUACUUUUCUGUAAAGCCUUUAAUGACUUUGAUGAUAUUGAACUGUAAAGAGAAAAUUAAAGUCAAGGUUAUAAGUUAA
Nothobranchius furzeri (turquoise killifish) is the source of this 3048-nucleotide messenger RNA. RefSeq names its product zinc finger protein 595. Gene Ontology annotation, biological process: regulation of transcription by RNA polymerase II. Gene Ontology annotation, molecular function: DNA-binding transcription factor activity; RNA polymerase II cis-regulatory region sequence-specific DNA binding. Lineage: Eukaryota; Metazoa; Chordata; Actinopteri; Cyprinodontiformes; Nothobranchiidae. The record is from RefSeq and is a predicted model, not a curated record.